This is a messenger RNA of Sporisorium graminicola, 1188 nucleotides long. RefSeq lists its product as uncharacterized. The transcript has a single exon. Gene Ontology annotation, cellular component: membrane. The record is from RefSeq and is a predicted model, not a curated record. Bases 1 to 1188 code for a protein of 395 amino acids. NCBI's taxonomy places the organism in Eukaryota, Fungi, Basidiomycota, Ustilaginomycetes, Ustilaginales, Ustilaginaceae.
AUGCCGUCCACUCCGUACAAAGGCUCGCUCAAGGCCAAGAGAAAGAACGAGCUCACCGAGAUCGCCACGGCACUCGGCAUCGGCCUCGACGCGUCUCAGAAGAAGGAGGAGCUCGAGGAUCUCAUCCGCGAGCAUCUCAUCAGCCACAAGAGCCAGUACUCGGCCAAUGACAACUUCAAGGGUCUCAUUGACAGCCUCGACUCCGGCCGCAAGCGCUCGGCUCGCUCCAGCAGCGUCAACGGUAAUGCCGACUCGGACACGUCUGACUCGCCGGAAUCGUCGGCGCGCUCGCCCCGCAAGCACUCGCAGCGCCCUUCCAACCUGGGUACCCCUCUGUCGACGGCGCCCUUCAAUGCCAUCCCCGCUACCGCCGCUGAUCUUGCUACCACCGUCAAGCAGCGCGGUCUCAAGGCGCGCAAGUCGCUCGACAAGCUCGUCGACACCAUCUCGGACAAUGCUCGCUCCACCGCCAGCGAGCUGACCAGCGAGGUGCAAGACGCUCAGAGCGAAGUCGCCGCUGGCUUCCACGCCGUCCAGGGCGAAGCGGCCAAGCGCUACCGCAAGGCCAAGCAGGACGGCCACAAGCUCUUUGUUCGCGCCCGCACCUGGUUCAGCGACACGAAGAACCUCGUCCGCCUUCUCGUCGCUUUCGAAGGAAUCUUGCUCGUGCUCGCUACGCUUCCUACCUCCUACGUCGAACUCGGAACGCGUGGCCCCAAGAUCCCCGUCAUCAACCCGAAGAACGGCAUCAACGGCUACCUGCCGCACUGGGCCGUCACGUUGCCCGACCCGCGCGGCCUGAUCAGCCUCGACUUUUACCGCCCGCUCGUGCUGUGGGCCAUCUACAGCGUGAUUGUUCCGCUCGCCGUCUCUCACCUCGUCACGUUUGACCGCCGCGCCCAGCCAUCGGCCUACUCGUUCCUGCUGGCCCGUCUCUCGGCUCUCUUCUUCCUGGCGCGUGUGCUGCCCAACAGCACCCUGACCGCGCUGGGCCUACCUUCGCCUGCCGUGCUCGGCGUCGCUGCCGGUGAGGUUCCUGAAUCGGGUCUCAUCCGAGGUCUGCGCUCGCUCUUUUCGUACGACUACGUUCUGGCGCAUCUUGGCGUCGAUCUGCAGAUCUGGGCCACUGCCACCGUCUUUGGCUUUGCUCAGUACGAGGCCAUCGCUAUUCGACCUCGUGCGGCCUAA